Molecule: messenger RNA, 897 nt
Organism: Aaosphaeria arxii CBS 175.79
Lineage: Eukaryota; Fungi; Ascomycota; Dothideomycetes; Pleosporales
Exons: 2
Coding region: 1-897 (298 amino acids)
Source: RefSeq, a predicted model, not a curated record
AUGCCGGACAUCGAAAACGCCGAAAGUCUCCUCGAGUUGCACGAGAAGUUCUAUAAGAACGUUGCAAACUAUCCCGCGAUUCCAAAAUUCCGUCUGUUUGGGGCUCAGUGGGCGAAAAGAUUGCAUGAUCACGUGGCCGAAGUCCUUGAGCGACAAAAGGCCGUCGACGAGGCUUUGGUAUGUCUCUCGGUGAAUGGGUCCAAGAGCUUGACCACGUUCACUUGUCCUAGGCGUGAUGUGAGAAAGAAGAUAAAGGAGAACAAAGAUGGACUUGGUCUGUUAUGGCAGCGUGUAGAAAACGCAUGGAAAGAGUAUGACGGAAGUCUUCGUGAAUAUGCGCAAGAUCUAUGCUUGGUUGGUGAAAUAUACAGGCUACCAGCACAGCAUCCUUACUUUGGCGAAUUCUUGACGUAUUAUCGUUCCCUUUUCGACAAAAGCGGUGUGUAUCGUCCAACGGGUGAAUCGUCCAAAGACUACGAGGACAAGACAGCCGAAGACUUUUGCUCGAUCCUGGAUACGGGUAAGAAUGAUGUUCUCACCAACUUCUAUAUCAACCAUAGUAAAUGGUUCGAGAAUCACAUCUGGAGCUUCUUCCGUCGUGGCGCAGCCAAAGGGACUAUGGAAACAAGUGUCGGUCUCGAUACAAUACGCAUGACCGUGGAUUUCAUCGUCUGUACAUUCAUACCAAUUUUGAUGAUGGUAACCAUGUUUGUAUUGACAAGCAUCCGGUCUCUCAAGCCCCGCAUCGCUGUUUCGGGGGGAAUAGGCUGGGUCUUUGCCUUUGCUGCAAUCGUCCUCUCACAGCAGCAUUCUCGCUCAGAAAUGUUUAACUAUACAGCCGCCUUUUUCGCGGUCGUAGCUGUCUUCGUAGGGGUUACGACUGAUAGUACAAGAUAA